Cordyceps fumosorosea ARSEF 2679 is the source of this 939-nucleotide messenger RNA. RefSeq lists its product as hypothetical. The record is from RefSeq and is a predicted model, not a curated record. Bases 1 to 939 code for a protein of 312 amino acids. The transcript has a single exon. NCBI's taxonomy places the organism in Eukaryota, Fungi, Ascomycota, Sordariomycetes, Hypocreales, Cordycipitaceae.
AUGGCAGCGAACGUCCCAAACACGUUUGGCCUAAGCUGCGCGACGUACAGCCUCUUUUACGCGGACAAGGACCUCAAUAGCUCCGCCUUCUUGGGCUGCUGCGAAAUCAACCCGAAAUCGACGCCCGACUGGCUCUGCCCGGAGAAGAAUAUCCGACAGAUGACCUACAACCCGAAAGCCUACCCCAAGAUCCCGGUGCAGAUGUGCCUGGACCCGACGGCCCAGUGGUGGUCGUGCGCCUACAUCAAAGUACCGUUCCUGGGCUGCUGCGUCGAGGACCCGUGCCGGGUCGGGUCCUGUUCGAAGUUCAAGGGGGCGAGGCUGGCCGAGAACAAGGACACUGCCAAGUCGUUUCUGGAUCGGGCAACAUCGAUAGUCCCCGAUCCGUCGGCGGCGACGGUGAGUGCGACGACGAUCCCAGCGACCAGGAUAGGAGCGCCGACCAACUUAGCCCCGGACGCAACGACGACGGCGGCCCCCUCCCCGUCAGGGCCAGGAGGGAUCGGCGGUGGCAACGGCGACGGCGGCAGCGGCAUACAGCCGGGUGUGGCCGCCGGCAUCGCCGUCGGUGCCGCCGCCGGGGCCGUGGGCGUCGCCCUGCUGAUCCUCUGGCUGGUGCGACGCAAACGCUCAGCCGCCGCCAACCAGCCAGCCGACACCGGCGCCCCGGCCGUGUCGGAGGCCCCAUUCAGCCCGGACUCGCAGGCCACGGCCGCCUCCCCCAAGCGCGGCAUGUGGCGGUCCUCCGUGUGGUCGCGCAACUCGGCGGUGGUGCCGUCGUCCAAGUACGUUCAGACGCCUCCGACGCCCAGCGCCCCGUUUCCACCGGCGUACCAGGCGGUGGCUACCCAGGAUGCGAGCGGGCCGGUCGAGCUUCCGACCAACGUCUGUUUCGAGCUGCCGACUGAAGGGUCGACGCGGCCGAUGCCCGGCCGCUGA